AUGUUUCCCAAGUUGGUAGUACUUCUAGGCCUGCUUUCCCUUAGUGCAGGUUAUACUAUAACACCUUUUGUGGAAGAUGGUCGAAAUAUUAGCACAGACCCAUUUGUUAAAAUUGGUAAUGGCUACUAUUAUAUAGAGACCAAUAGAGACGACUGGUUUGGGGCCUACGAAUCCUGCCGCAAAAUCAACGCUGAGUUGGUAGCUUUUGAGACUAAGGAGGAGAUGGAUGCCGUGGCUGAAUAUAUUUCAGACACCUUUGUCUGGGGCUAUUGGACAUCAGGAAAUGAUUACGCUACUACGGGAAAGCACGUGUGGUUCUCCAAUGCCCAGCCUAUAUUAUCGGAUCUAUGGUAUUACACCGAGCCAAACAACCUUGGAGGAAAUGAGAGAUGCGUGGUUUUUGUCUAUAAAAAACCUGUGGAUCUCCAAAAUUUGACUGGAUUGUAUGAUGUUGGAUGCAUCCCUGAAGGGCGAAAUAUUAGCACAGACCCAUUUGUUAAGAUUGGUGAUGGCUACUACUAUAUAGAAAGUACCAAUAGAGACAACUGGUUCGGGGCCUACGAAUCAUGCCGCAAAAUCAACGCUGAGUUGACACGUUUCUCCCAGGUUAUUGGACUUCUGGCAAUGAUCAUGCUGUAA
Molecule: messenger RNA, 639 nt
Organism: Drosophila bipectinata
Lineage: Eukaryota; Metazoa; Arthropoda; Insecta; Diptera; Drosophilidae
Source: RefSeq, a predicted model, not a curated record